Messenger RNA from Helicoverpa armigera (cotton bollworm), 797 nucleotides. RefSeq lists its product as uncharacterized. Gene Ontology annotation, molecular function: odorant binding. NCBI's taxonomy places the organism in Eukaryota, Metazoa, Arthropoda, Insecta, Lepidoptera, Noctuidae. The transcript is spliced from 5 exons. Bases 87 to 575 code for a protein of 162 amino acids. The record is from RefSeq and is a predicted model, not a curated record.
CGGGCAAUAAAUUACUGCUUUAUGUACAUAUAAAUAUAUUCUCGCGAAUGUAAUUUUCAGUGUCAGUGCUAAACAAUUUGUUCGACAUGUAUCGUGUUGUUAUAUUGAGCUUUGUAUUUGUAGUCGCUUUGGCUGACGUAGACAAGAAACAAUGCUCACGUGUUUUCCAUCCUCAUGCAAUGCACUGCUGCAAGAAAGGUCCCCCUCCUGAUGGGAAGCCCGAUGAUUUAUCUGAAUGUUUUCAGUUAUCAAGGGAUCCUGCUUCGUGUGAGCGCGACGCCUGUUUAGCUAAAAAGCGAGGUUUUGCCACUGACGAUGGCAAACUGGAUAAGACCAAAUUAAUGGAUGUUAUGACUAAAGAUUUUGUGGACGACGCCAGUCUAAUAGAAGAUGUGAAGAAAAACUGUAUCAACGGAAAUUACGAAAACUAUGCCCCACCAGAGUUCUGUGACUUUUUGAAAAUGAGACAUUGCCUUUCUAUGCAGAUGCUGAACCACUGUUCUGACUGGGAGGAUAGCUCUGACUGCAAGGAAAUCAAAGGAUUAGUGGCAGAUUGUGUGAAAUUAGUUUCGUAAAAAUUUUUACUGUAUAAAAAGAGGCCGAGAAACGACGGAGGGCGAUGGAAAUUUCAAAUUAAAUUAAACUGGAGCACUUAAAAUUGUGUUUUACUCUUAAACCCUAGAAACUGUCAAGUAAGAUUCCAUAACGUUGAGUCCAUAAAGCUUUUAGUAGUUGACCCUUCGCUGGUAGAAUUAGGUAGGAACUAUUUCUUUGCUAAUUAUAUUGAAGUAAUGAAG